UUGCUUUUGGCAGGUAUAGCAAGCACACCCCCUUCAGCCAUCGAGCCUCAGUUAGCAUCUCUAGCUAGCUGCUAUAGCUCUUCUCCACGUUUAGCUUUCAAUAAUCCAUCGUCUCUGCAGCAGGUAGCCAGCAGACACCACUUCACAAGCAGGAUGGCAAUGAACUCUGGUUGUUGUUUUGCCAGGGUCCCAGCCCUAUGAAAGCGCGUUACGUUUACGCAGUGCUCUUUCUACUGGCCAACUUGUGUGCGUGGCUCAUGCGAGAGAACCGUAUAUCAUAUUACUUAGCGCAGCGGGGCAACGCCCGCUGUCACGGUGACCAGGGCUGUCUCGCGGCUCAGAGCGUGCUGACAAUUAGCCAGACUUUCUGUAUGUUUUUCGUGGGCAUGCUAAUAUCCACUGUGACCACGACCAAGUUGAAUGACCGCAGAAAUUCAUGGCACUGCGGGUGGUGGCCGGUGAAGGUUGCCCUGAUUAUAGGUUGUUUCUUCUUCUCUCAGGUUGUUCCAUCCGGUUGGAUCGAAACCUACGGGAAAGUUGCGCAGGUUGGAGCAGGGGUAUUUCUUGUACUUCAGCUUAUGUCUACCAUAAGAUUUAUCACACAGCUGAACUACAAAUUAUGCGAGACCAAUUUUGAAGAAAGGUACAUCCGUGUCAUCGCAAUCUCUGGUACUGCCAUCCUCACAUUUUUGGGAUUGAUAGUAUUCUUGAGCCUAAAGUUUGUACAGUGUUGGCACAAUAUGGAGCUCAUUGUCAUCACAAUGGUGCUAUUUUUCAUCAUGUGUGGAGUCUCACUAAUGUCCAAGGCUAACAAAUUUUUCAUGGAGCCUGCAUUAAUUGGUGGGUACGCUACUUUCAUAUGCCUGUUAGCGAUUACAAGUGAACCUGAGUCAGGAUGCGACAUAAAAUGCAAAGCAGGUUCAGUUGCUGGUUGGUUAACCAUUUCCUUUUUUGUUUCUGGACUCCUCGGCACUGUUUAUUCUGCUUUUACUAUGGGCACCGGCUACAAAUGUACACGAAACACGUUGGAGUCGGAAGACAAUGUACCAUAUGGGUACGGUUUUUUUCAUUUCAUCUUCAUGUCGGGCUGCAUGUACUUUGGAAUGAUGUUUGUUGCCUGGGACACACAUCAUACCAUGGAAGAAUGGAACGUAGAUAUUGGGUGGAUCAGCACAUGGAUCCAUAUCGCUAGCGAGGCUCUGGUGGUAGUAUCCUACUUAACGAUACUGCUGGCCAGAAUUUUGGGAGUAGACUGGCUCCAACACUUCCUCGCAAAGAUCUUUGGAACAGAUGACCAGCUCCACGGCGAUGAAUCCCAUACGACGAUCGUGCAUGGUGAUGAAUCCGAGACGACGACCGUGCAUGGUGAUGAAUUCAAGACGACGACCGUGCAUGGUGAUGAAUCCGAGACGAGGACCGUGCAUGGUGAUGAAUCCGAGACGACGACCGUGCAUGGUGAUGAAUCCGAGACGACGAACACGCAUGUCACAUCGUCGUCCUCUUUGUAUCACACAGCGUCGCCCUCUUCGCUCUACUACUCCCCCGAGCAAUCACCGCCCAAUAACACUGACCAUCAACCUCCUCCGCCACCGCCUUCAUCGUCCUCCCCUCACACCAUAGAACUGCAAAUGUUCGAGAUACCAAACAUCGGUACCUCUGGCAUGAAUGAAGAGGAGGACGAUGAUGACCAUAUUAGAGAAUGGGAGAGUGAAUAAUUGGUCGCUCCGUAAUUAACAACUUGUAUUUCGACAUCCACUAGUAGAAAAGAGCUCUAAGGUGGCGGCAUGUAGAAAUUUAUACUGACGGUUUCAGUUACAGCAUGCUAGUGAAAAUAAACAGGUGGCCCUGCCUUAAGGAACCACCAGUCUAAAAAUAUACACUAGCGGUUCACUUAACUGAACC
This is a messenger RNA of Zea mays, 1902 nucleotides long. RefSeq lists its product as uncharacterized. Gene Ontology annotation, cellular component: membrane. The coding region runs from base 198 to 1715 and encodes 505 amino acids. NCBI's taxonomy places the organism in Eukaryota, Viridiplantae, Streptophyta, Magnoliopsida, Poales, Poaceae. The record is from RefSeq and is a predicted model, not a curated record. The transcript is spliced from 12 exons.